Molecule: messenger RNA, 2506 nt
Organism: Phaethon lepturus (White-tailed tropicbird)
Lineage: Eukaryota; Metazoa; Chordata; Aves; Phaethontiformes; Phaethontidae
Gene: NFASC
Product: neurofascin
Exons: 18
Biological process (GO): brain development; cell-cell adhesion
Molecular function (GO): cell-cell adhesion mediator activity
Source: RefSeq, a predicted model, not a curated record
AUGCGCCCGUGCGGCGACCGAGAGUUUAAAAGCACCGUUUUGUUUGUUUGUUUGUUUUCUCUCCUGCUGAUUUCAGCCCGGGGGAUUACGGAAACAACUCCCAGCUUCAUGUAUCCCUACGGGACCUCCAGCAGUCAGAUGGUGCUCAGAGGGGUGGACCUCCUGCUGGAGUGCAUUGCUUCAGGAGUACCAGCACCAGACAUCAUGUGGUACAAGAAAGGAGGAGAGCUCCCAGCAGGCAAAACCAAGCUGGAAAACUUCAACAAGGCCCUUCGUAUCUCCAACGUCUCCGAGGAAGACUCCGGGGAGUAUUUCUGCUUGGCAUCGAACAAGAUGGGCAGCAUCCGCCACACGAUCUCGGUGAGAGUGAAGGCUGCUCCAUACUGGUUAGACGAACCCCAAAACCUCAUUCUGGCCCCUGGCGAGGAUGGCAGACUGGUGUGCCGAGCCAAUGGGAACCCCAAGCCUGCGAUACAGUGGCUGGGGGACGGGGGGGCCCUAGAAGGGGGGGGGGAGCCUAUAGAAGCUUCUCCCCUGAACCCGAGCAGAGAGGUGGCUGGCGAUACCAUUGUAUUUCGAGAUACCCAGAUCGGCAGCAGUGCCGUGUACCAAUGCAACGCGUCCAACGAGCACGGCUACCUUCUGGCCAACGCCUUCGUCAGCGUCCUGGACGUGCCUCCACGGAUACUGGCCCCCCGCAAUCAGCUCAUCAAGGUGAUUCAAAACAACAGGACCCGACUCGACUGCCCCUUCUUUGGCUCGCCGAUCCCCACCCUGAGAUGGUUUAAGAACGGCCAGGGGAACACACUGGAUGGAGGAAACUACAAGGCACAUGAGAACGGGAGCUUGGAGAUGAACAUGGCUCGGAAGGAGGACCAGGGCAUCUACACUUGUGUGGCUACCAACAUCCUGGGCAAAGCAGAGGCCCAGGUUCGCCUGGAGGUCAAAGACCCAACCAGGAUUGUGAGGGGACCAGAAGAUCAGGUGGUGAAGAGGGGCUCCAUGCCUCGCCUCCACUGCCGCAUAAAGCACGACCCUACGCUGAAACUCACAGUCACCUGGCUGAAAGAUGAUGCACCCCUGUACAUUGGAAACAGGAUGAAGAAAGAAGAUGAUGGUCUGACAAUAUAUGGCGUGGCUGAGAAGGACCAAGGGGAUUACACCUGCGUAGCUAGCACGGAGCUGGACAAGGACUCGGCUAAAGCGUACCUCACCGUACUAGCUGUCCCUGCUAACCGUUUGAGAGACUUACCUAAAGAGCGACCCGACCGGCCCCGUGACUUGGAGCUGACGGACCUGGCUGAGAGGAGCGUGCGGCUGACGUGGAUUCCUGGGGACGACAAUAACAGCCCCAUCACAGACUACAUUGUCCAGUUUGAGGAGGACCGGUUCCAACCUGGCAUGUGGCAUAACCACUCCAGGUACCCUGGGAGCGUCAACUCAGCCGUCCUGAGCCUCUCUCCUUACGUCAACUACCAGUUUCGGGUGAUUGCGGUGAACGAUGUAGGCAGCAGCCUGCCCAGUGUCCCCUCCGAACGAUACCAGACCAACGGGGCACGUCCUGAAAUUAACCCAACAGGAGUUCAAGGUGCAGGGACACAAAAAAACAACAUGGAGAUAACUUGGACGCCUCUGAAUGCAACUCAAGCUUAUGGGCCCAACCUCAGGUACAUCGUAAGAUGGAGGCGAAGGGACCCCCGAGGGAGCUGGUACAAUGAGACAGUGAAGACACCAAGGCAUGUCGUCUGGAACACACCCAUCUACGUACCCUACGAGAUCAAAGUGCAGGCAGAGAAUGACUUUGGUAGAGCACCGGAGCCUGACACUGUCAUCGGCUAUUCAGGGGAAGAUUAUCCCAAGGCUGCGCCUACGGAUGUUAGGAUAAGAGUUUUAAACAGCACUGCCAUUGCUCUGACCUGGACCCGAGUGCACCUGGACACCAUCCAGGGCCAGCUCAAGGAGUACAGAGCCUAUUUCUGGAGAGACAGUAGUUUGCUGAAGAACCUGUGGGUCUCCAAAAAACGGCAGUAUGUGAGUUUUCCUGGAGACCGAAACCGGGGCAUAGUGUCCCGGCUGUUUCCUUACAGCAACUACAAGCUUGAGAUGGUUGUAACCAACGGGAGAGGAGAUGGGCCACGCAGUGAAGUUAAGGAGUUCCCCACACCAGAAGGAGUGCCCAGCUCCCCCAGGUAUUUAAGAAUCCGACAGCCAAAUCUGGAAAGCAUCAAUCUGGAGUGGGAUCACCCAGAGCAUCCCAACGGAGUCCUCACAGGAUACAACCUUAGAUAUCAAGCCUUUAAUGGAUCCAAAACGGGCCGAACCCUGGUAGAGAACUUCUCUCCCAAUCAGACAAGGUUCACCCUGCAGAGGACAGACCCCAUCUCGCGCUAUCGCUUCUUCCUGCGCGCACGGACCCAGGUGGGAGAAGGAGAAACCAUAGUGGAGGAGUCGCCAGCCUUGCUGAACGAAGCCACGCCAACCCCAGGUACCGUACCCGCCGGAGGAG